Molecule: messenger RNA, 243 nt
Organism: Prunus armeniaca (apricot)
Lineage: Eukaryota; Viridiplantae; Streptophyta; Magnoliopsida; Rosales; Rosaceae
Source: the annotation of a GenBank genome assembly
AUGUUGGGAUCAAUUGCUGCAGCUGGUGCUUGGAUAAGAAAGUUCAAGGAGUAUUAUGUUGAAUUACAAUCCCUGAGGGAGAAGAAGGUUCAAGACCUGAUGGAGAUAGAGGUUCGUUUAGCGAGGGUGAGGGAGAAACACAUUGCCGCAGAAAUACUAUUAUUGGACGUGGAGAAACGGGCUAGAGCGAAUGAACAGCUACGUGAGCGUAUUGCUAGAGCUCAAGAGCAGCCAGGGAUAUGA